Molecule: messenger RNA, 1744 nt
Organism: Micropterus salmoides (largemouth bass)
Lineage: Eukaryota; Metazoa; Chordata; Actinopteri; Centrarchiformes; Centrarchidae
Gene: coq6
Product: coenzyme Q6 monooxygenase
Exons: 12
Coding region: 185-1633 (482 amino acids)
Biological process (GO): ubiquinone biosynthetic process
Cellular component (GO): mitochondrion
Molecular function (GO): oxidoreductase activity, acting on paired donors, with incorporation or reduction of molecular oxygen, NAD(P)H as one donor, and incorporation of one atom of oxygen; FAD binding; 2-octaprenyl-6-methoxyphenol hydroxylase activity
Source: RefSeq, a predicted model, not a curated record
CUGGUUCUUCUUGUCAAUACAACAUGGCUGGAUUACAGGAGGGACACAGCUGCCGUUAUUAGGACGCGUUCAAGGGGAAAUGUCUGUCUGAUUGGCAUGUGACAUUAUCAAGGCAUCAAAGUUGAACGGUUUUCUCCUGUUUACUGCAGGGUUUGUCCUAUGAAGACAGAGUGAAGACAGAAUCAUGCAUAAGCUCACAAAGGCGACGCUGGCCCUUAACGGUGUUGGCCGGUGUUAUAUUGCAGAAAGGCAUUUAUCUGCUAUAAAAAACAUUAGCCGAGGGUUAGUGUGUUCAGAACAUGGGGAAGACUCUGGCAAGCGUGAGGUAUAUGAUGUUAUCAUAUCCGGGGGAGGAAUGGUUGGAUCUGCAAUGGCGUGUUCCCUGGGCAUGGAUCCCAACUUGGCGGGUAAGAAGAUUCUCCUGCUUGAAGCGGGGAAUAAGAAAGUGAUGGACAAGGUCCCAGACACCUAUAGCACCAGAGUCAGCUCCAUCAGCCCAGGCUCUGCCACCCUCCUCAGUGGUAUUGGAGCAUGGGAACACAUCACGAAGAUGAGAUGCAAGCCCUAUAAAAAGAUGCAGGUUUGGGAUGCCUGCUCUGAUGCCCUGAUCACAUUCGAUAAGGAAAACCUGCAGGACGAGAUGGCGUACAUCGUGGAGAACGACGUCGUUGUGGCUGCACUCACUAAACAGCUGGACAGCCUGUCCGAUAACGUGCAAGUUAAGUACAGGUCCAAGGUGGUGAAGUACGCGUGGCCCAUGCUCCACCAGGCAGCAGACUCCAUCCCAUGGGUCCAGGUCAUGUUGGCCAAUGGAGAGACAAUUCAAACCAAGCUGCUGAUUGGUGCAGAUGGACCAAACUCAAUGGUGAGGCAGGAAUUGGGGAUACCCACAGUCAAAUGGAAUUAUGACCAAUCUGCUGUGGUUGCUGUGCUGCACCUAUCAGAGCCCACGGAGAACAAUGUAGCAUGGCAGAGAUUCCUCCCAACAGGACCCAUUGCAAUGUUACCGCUGUCGGACACAGAGAGCUCUCUGGUGUGGUCGACCAGCCAUCGGCUCGCAGAGGAGCUGCUGGAGCUGGAUGAGGAGAGCUUUGUCGACGCUAUCAACUCUGCCUUCUGGAGUAAUGAGAACCAGUCAGAGCUGAUAGAGACAGCUGGCUCUCUGUUCCGCGGCGCCCUGUCAGCCAUCAUGCCGUCUGCAGGUUCACCUCGACAGCUUCCCCCAAGUGUGGCAGGGAUCGGCCCAAAGACCCGAGUCAUGUUUCCUCUGGGCAUGGGUCAUGCAUCAGAGUACAUCAGGCACCGGGUAGCUCUCAUUGGGGACGCAGCCCAUAGAGUCCAUCCUCUGGCUGGUCAGGGAGCCAACCUGGGCUUUGGAGAUGUAGCUUGUCUCACGCAGCUCCUGAGCCAGGCGGCCUUUAACGGGAAGGACCUGGGAGCGAUGCAGCAUCUGUUAGAAUAUGAAACUGAACGCCAGCGACACAAUCUGCCCAUGAUGGCCGCAAUCGACCUCAUGAAACGCCUUUAUUCCACUAACGUUGCUCCUGUUGUUCUCCUACGCACCUUUGGCCUGCAGGCCACCAACAUGCUCCCAGCGCUUAAAGAGCAGAUCAUGGCAUUUGCAAGCAAGUGAUGCAUCCAUCACGCGGUGGUCGUCGGUGGAUCUUGAGAGACUGUGCGCUGUAAAGGCUGUAAAAAUUGUGAAUGUAAAAAAAUAGUAAUAAAGAUAUAUUUUACUCUUUCA